Molecule: messenger RNA, 1234 nt
Organism: Fusarium odoratissimum NRRL 54006
Lineage: Eukaryota; Fungi; Ascomycota; Sordariomycetes; Hypocreales; Nectriaceae
Exons: 1
Coding region: 90-359 (89 amino acids)
Source: RefSeq, a predicted model, not a curated record
GGUUCUUAUUCUACAACCCCACGUCAAAAACAUCCAAGUCUAGACUUCGACCUUCUUCCAACGCCGAACAUAAUAACCAUAACCUCAAAAUGUCGCAACCAACUCUCACCGCAGACUACAAGUCCCCAGCGAGUGAACCGUUCAAAGUUGCCCACACCCUUCCCGCUAUCUCAUCUAUAGCCUCCACGGCCGACAACUCGUCAUACCUCAAGGCUCUGCGCGCCUCUGUCGCCGACACCCAAGACACUAUCAACCAAGAGCUCACAGCGCGAAUGGAGCAGGACAAGGCGAGGGAUGCCGCGGCUGAGGCUAAAGAGGAAGAGAACUAUGGCGAGGAGGUGCAAGAAGAGGAGGACUGAGGGAACCAACUCCUCGCGAACGACUGCAAACCCUUCAACGGCAAGAUGUGUUUGAAUAUGAAGGGUAUUUGAGAAAUAUCAUACUGGCUACCAUCGAUCCAAUCCAUGCAAAUGCUCCCCGAAACGAUGCUCCCAUCCAGCCUAAACGACCCGUCUAAAAUCCUCGACCCCAACUUGGCGCCUGGGAUGCGUCUACUUUGUUCCCUGUUGCCCGGUUCAAACAGCCGUAGUGCACCACUGUGUUAUCCGGCAGGACAGCUACAACGCUCCCACCAAUACGCAUACCUCCUCCGAGUUUCUUGUGGCACACGACGCAGUGUCGUUCGUCUGUGAUGGCAACGUGCCUGUUACGCCCGCCUUGCCCUCCCUGUACAUCGUCACCAAGGUGCAGCCGCGCCGCGAUAGAGAUGCCUUCAGCCUGUCGCAAACCAGCAACGAUCCUUGCCUCGUUGACCAGACUAUUUGCCGAUCGAAUGCGGCCUCGGAAGUAAGACUCCAGUGACCGAACGGGAAGGUCGUCUGGAAUGAGUCCUAGAGUUGAUGUCGCUGGGAGACGUGAUCCAUGCUUUGAAAGAAGGUCCAGUGCUGGUUCUAGAUUGGGCUGGUUGGGUGGUGACGGCUGAAGAUAGAGCGACAGAAGUGUAUGAUAAAUAGAUGGUGUAGAAGUCUCAGGAUCCUCUCCAGUUUCAUUCUUCUCAUUUGGCUGAGACGAUGGAGCAGUAUCUUGAGUCGAGUUGACUCGGUUACAGUAUCUACUAAAGUUAGCUUGUGAGCCGAUGGAACGACAGGUGAAUGACAUACUGUUCAGCUUUCUGGUAGUCCUUCAUCUUGAAUACAUAGAUCUCAAGGGCUUGUUUGUGUUGGUUCAUGUUGCU